Molecule: messenger RNA, 411 nt
Organism: Macadamia integrifolia
Lineage: Eukaryota; Viridiplantae; Streptophyta; Magnoliopsida; Proteales; Proteaceae
Product: auxin-repressed 12.5 kDa protein-like
Exons: 5
Coding region: 1-411 (136 amino acids)
Source: RefSeq, a predicted model, not a curated record
AUGGUUUUGGUAGAAAAUUUCUGGGACGAGGUAUUAGCGGGGCCUCAUCCUGAUCAGGGCAUGAGGAUGAUCACCGCCAAGCCCUUGAACCUUAAAAGAUGUAUAUAUGAAGGUGAGGGAAGCAAAUUGUUGUCGAUCCCAGAGAGCCCUAUGACUCCAUUCGAUUUAGUCGGGUCGGGCCACGAAUUGACACCCCUAACUCCAGCAGCACUGGUGACACCAUUGUCUGCUAAAAAGGAGAACGUGUGGAGGAGUGUAUGUUGGGGAUUCUUUACCAUAGAUGUGUUUAACCCAGGGAGAAACCUUGCCAUCAAAGGCAUCGGUGUUGCUCUCUUCGACAAGCCCAAACAUAAUACCCCCACUGUUUACGACUGGCUUUACAGCGAUGACACUAGGAGCAAGCAUCGUUGA